AUGGCUGCUUCCUCGUCAUACCGUUGUCCCACAUCCAGUGCUACUUUACUCUUCUACGUUAGCACUUUUCUGCUUUCCGACAUUUUAGCCCAGUCGGGGCCAAGCGAUGCUUUGCAGCAAAUUGCUGCAGCAAGUAAUGCUGCUUCUCCUUCGGCCGCGGACCAUUCGAGGUUCAGUCGAGAAACUAAGCAAAGUGCUCCUUCAUUUCAGUCAUUUGGCAAGAAUAUCACUCUCACCAAAGAGGAUAAAAUAGCACUAGCAAAAGUAAGCGAAAUCGCUGAUAGUGUUCUGAAUCGGUUGGGCCUAUCGUCUGACUUCACGGGAAAAAGGUACAAGCCUUCAGGACAACCGUACAGUUCUUUUCAAACUGGUGACCUGAAUAGCGUCGUGCCCGAAGCAAAUCAAAAUCGCAUCGAUUUACAA
This is a messenger RNA of Gongylonema pulchrum, 423 nucleotides long. The record is from the annotation of a GenBank genome assembly. Lineage: Eukaryota; Metazoa; Nematoda; Chromadorea; Rhabditida; Gongylonematidae.